Messenger RNA from Trichosurus vulpecula (common brushtail), 936 nucleotides. RefSeq names its product amelotin (gene AMTN). The transcript has 9 exons. Gene Ontology annotation, biological process: odontogenesis of dentin-containing tooth; positive regulation of enamel mineralization. The record is from RefSeq and is a predicted model, not a curated record. Lineage: Eukaryota; Metazoa; Chordata; Mammalia; Diprotodontia; Phalangeridae. Bases 1 to 936 code for a protein of 311 amino acids. Gene Ontology annotation, cellular component: basement membrane; cell-cell junction.
AUGAAAACACCAGCUCUUCUUUUUUGCCUCCUAGGGACAAUUCAAUCAUUGCCGAUACUACAGCUGAUGAGGAUGUAUCCAGUACAAGGCCUUGGUCAACAACAAGCACAGCAGUUUCUUCCGGGCAUGGGACUUCCUCCUGCAAACCUGGUUCUGGAUCAGCCAACAUUAGUCACCCCACAACAGCCAAACCAGCUCUUCCCUCCUUUGGGCCAAAUACCACUAACACAGAUGUUCUCACUGGGGACAGACAUGCAACUGAUAAAUCCAGCUACAGGACUAGUACCUAGCAUCCAGAUACUCCCAAUGACCCUGAUGGAUACAAAUACUGCACAGCAGGUAUCUCCACAACAAAUGUUCCCCGUCAUUGUAGCACAAGUUGGAACCCAGGGCACCUUACUAAGCUCAGAAGAAUUGCCAAUGGCUCCACAGAUCUUCACAGGACUUCUCAUCCAACCUCUUGGUACCGGAGCCAUGCUCCCAACUGGCCAAGAAAGGAUAAAUGCUAAUACCCAGGAUGCAGCUCUUCCUGCAGGACAAACAGGAGGAAACCCCGCCUUCUGGGGAACCCCAGAAGGCCAGUUCCCAACUCCCAGUGGUCCAGAUGACACAUUUGAAGCUACCAUCCCAGUGGGAAUUCAAAGAACAGCUGAGGGGAGCACCACUGAAGCACCAAACGGUGGGUUUUUCCAAACCCAUAAAAUGCCCCUUGGCCCUAAAAAGACAGCUGAAGGCAGUGUGAGACAGCUGUUCUUGGGCGAUCUCUCUGCCAUGGCAGAUGUGAAUCCCAUUCACACCAGGGAGCUUCCUUCUACUUCAGAGCUGACUCCAACAGGAGGCAAUCUGAUGAUUCCUCUGAUAGCGCCCCAGGAUCCUGACUCUACCACCAGUCCUACCAUGUUAAUACUGAGAGGAGACACUCAUCUGCCAAUGUAG